Messenger RNA from Spea bombifrons (plains spadefoot toad), 6328 nucleotides. It is a transcript of the gene PLXNB3, whose product is annotated as plexin B3. The transcript has 35 exons. Gene Ontology annotation, molecular function: protein binding; semaphorin receptor activity. The record is from RefSeq and is a predicted model, not a curated record. Gene Ontology annotation, biological process: negative regulation of cell migration; semaphorin-plexin signaling pathway involved in axon guidance; regulation of cell shape. Gene Ontology annotation, cellular component: semaphorin receptor complex. Bases 117 to 5720 code for a protein of 1867 amino acids. NCBI's taxonomy places the organism in Eukaryota, Metazoa, Chordata, Amphibia, Anura, Pelobatidae.
GGGAGUGGGAGUCUUUUUUCCCCCCUCUUGCUGGGAGUGGGAGGAGGUUGUUCAUUUUCUUCCUUAAUACAGAAGCUGCUGUAUGUCCAGAGGGGCAGCUGCAACAGUUGAUCGUGAUGCUGGGUCUGCCCAUUUUUCUCUGCACCUCUCUCUUCCUGUCAGUUUCCUCUUUCCCCUAUUUCCUCAGACCCAAUGUCACCUUCAACCAUAUGGCCCGUGACCCUGGCUCAGGCUUCAUUUAUAUUGGAGCAGUCAACCGGAUUUAUCAGCUUUCCUCUGAUCUUCAUCUUGUGGUUGAGGACUCUACUGGACCAGAGUUUGACAGUCCUGAAUGCCUUCCUUUCAAGGAUCCAAAGGACUGCCUCCAGGCCACAGUCACCCCCAACUCUAACAAGCUACUGACUGUCAACAUUCAUAGAGGGGAACUUUUAACCUGUGGACACGUUUUUCAGGGUAUCUGUGAGAAAAGGGAUUUACGUAACGUUUCAAACAUCAUCUAUAAGACAAUAGAUCCUGGAGACAACCAAUUUGUGGCUGCUAAUGAUCCCCAAGUCACCACUGUUGGAAUAGUGGAAAGGACGUCAGAGGAUCGUGAUUACCUUUUUGUAGGGAGGGGUCUAACAGCCAGACUGUCAAGUGGGAUACCACCCAUUACCAUUCGGCAGCUGGAGAAGCCGUCUGUAUUCUCUAACGAGGGUCUUGGCAAACUGGUGGUGGGAGACUUCUCCGAUUACAAUAACACCUUUGUGGGCAUCUUUUCAAAUGAAGGGCAUGUCUACUUUCUGUUUUACCGUCGUGGAUCCAAAUCUCAAAUGGACUACAAAACCUACCUUGGAAGUGUGUGCAGCCAAGACCUUCAUCUCUACUCUUACGUGGAAGUGCCUCUCUUGUGCCAUGGAGGGUAUAACUUGGCACAGGCAGCUCAUCUUGAAAUUGUGAACAGGGAAUUAUUUGUGAUCUUUGCAGCCAACCAGGGUUCAGGGCCUAAUCCUAGCAAUCAGAGGGCUCUCUGUUCAUAUAAGAUGAAGGAUAUAGAAGAAAGAAUAGAGCGGGCAAGAAGCCUGUGCUACACUAAAUCAGGAAAAGGAGAGAACGAUCAGGAAGAGUCUGGCAUAGAGUAUGGAGUAAAUUCAAAGUGCGCCACGCUUCCCGAGGACUCCUCUCAAAAUUUUCCAUGUGGUGGGGAACAUACACCAAGCCCUAUCGCCAGUCGUGUUUCGGUUGAUGCUCACCCGCUGCUUACAGACAGCUCCGGUCUCACUGCUGUGGCAGCAUGGGUGGAAGACAAAAACACCAUUGUGUUUUUGGGAAAUGCCGCUGGAAACAUUCAAAAGGUAUUUGUGUCCUCUGGGAAAGGGCUGGUCUAUGAUACAGCAACUGCUGUUUCUGGCUCGCCUGUCAGCCCGGACCUUAUUCUGGAUGGUGGUGGAAGGCAGCUCUAUGUCAUGACAGAGUCACAGGUUUCCCGACUGCCCAUGGCUGAAUGUUCUAGGUUUUCCACCUGUGACUCUUGCCUCCAAGCUAGGGAUCCCUUCUGCGGUUGGUGUGUCCUGCAGGGGGAGUGCACAGAGAAGAAGGGGUGUGUGGAUUAUAAGGAGGACAAUCGCUGGCUGUGGAGUUUUGGGAAUCAGGCGCUCUGUCCGAGUAUCCAUGAUAUCAUGCCAGCCAAUCUAAGCCGACAAGAACAAACAGAGAUCUCCAUGACUGUGCUACAGAUGCCUGCUCUGGCAGAUGGAGAAAGCUGGCAAUGCCUGUUUAAAGAGUGGUCGACUGCGGCACAUGUAUACGGUACCCGGAUCAGCUGCAUCUCACCGCCGCCUGAACUCCUGCCUCCAAAUUCCAAUGGGAAAGAUCACGUGACCCUCCAGCUCGCCCUGGUUUAUCACAACAUCACAGUAGCCACGACUGAUUUCACAUUUUAUGACUGCAAUGCUGUGAUGGCCCUCGCUGUGUAUGCCCCGUGCGGUGGGUGUGUGAGCAGCCCUUGGAGAUGUAACUGGUGUGUGUCUGACCACCGCUGCACACACACGUUACAAUGCAGCCAAGAUCAGACCGUGAUAUACAGCCAACAUGAUUCGCACCAGCAGCUGUCGGGUCCAGAUGCUUGUCCCAGGCUGGAGAGCAUUGUGGAUUCUCCCUUUAUUCCCGUUGGCAUUGAACGAGAACUGGAUCUGAUUGGACGGAACUUACAUCUUCUUAAGGGUGGGGAACUGGAGUAUCGUUGUGUUAUAGAGACAGAAGGCAAUGCCAUUGUGUUGCGUGCCCAGAUUGAACAAGUGACAGGAGAGGACAGUAUCUACCAAGUACACUGCCAGACACACAAGUAUGAGUACCCACUGCGUGAACUGGAGCAACGUGUCACCGUGUAUGCAACGAAGGGCGAUGGUCAGCGUGUGGACAAUAAGGGGGAUAUACAAGUGACUGUGUACAACUGCUCGGUGGGACAGUCGGACUGCAGCCGGUGUCACGCUCUGCACCCUCAGUACAAGUGCCUGUGGUGCGGAGAUGAGAGGACCGCUGCGUGUGUGUACAGGAGUCAGUGUGAACAGAACGCCAUCGAUGUUUGUCCAACGCCACUCAUCAGUUCAUUUUACCCUCUGACGGGCAUCAUUCACGGAGGAACCACCCUGACCAUCGAGGGUGUCAACAUGGGUCAGAAGGCAGAGGACGUAUCCGUGAGUGUGGCAGAGUAUCCAUGCGUUGUGAAGCCGGAUCUCUAUAUUGUGUCCAACAGGAUUGUCUGCACGCUGUCUGCCAGUGACACUGAGGUGUCGGGGCUGGUGAAAGUCACUGUAGAUGGACGUGAACCUGGAGUCUCCAGCCAGUAUUUUACAUACCAGGAUCCUGCACUGUUGUCUUUAUCCCCAUCGAGAGGUCCUAUGGCCGGUGGCACGCUGAUCACCAUCUUUGGUUCCAAACUGCUGACAGGAGAUCAGAUUACAGUGGCAGUGGGAGAUCUGCCGUGUAAAAUAUUCAGGAAUGUAACAGAAGAGCAGAUACAGUGUAUCACCGACGUAAGCCCUGACCUGCAGGAGCUGCCCGUUCAUGUGUUCUAUGGUACCACGAAAAAGAUUCUCAAAGAAGUCAUGUUUAAUUAUACAGAGAACCCAACCAUCUUAUCUGCUGUCCCCACCAGUGGCUUUUAUGGAGGUGGUCGUAUUAUCAAAGUAAAUGGCUCACAGCUGGACGUGGUGCAGACUCCAUUCAUGAGCGUCCUGGCGAGAUUGUCCUCUGAAGAGCUACAGGAAGAGAGCAAGGAGAGUCGGAGAAAGAGGAAGAGAAGAAGGGAAGUCAGUUCUGUGACAACGCAAGAGUUUAGCGAGCCAUGCCACCACAACUCCUCCUCUGUUAUCGAAUGCUUGUCUCCCUCCGUCCCAGAAAAUUAUGUCCCUGUGGAUGUUUUUUUUGUUCUGGACAAUGUACGGAUACCAUUCGGCAGCCUUGGGGAGAGCUUCAGUUACCAGAAGAACCCAUCCCUGAAACCUCUGAACAAAGAAAGCCCAAACAAACCAUACAGCUUGAAACCAGGCAACGUGCUGGAUAUAGAGGGAGAGGGCCUCGACUCCGGGAUCAGUAAACAAGAGGUCUUGGCAAUGAUCGGAGAUGGAGUCUGUACAGUAAAAACCCUCACCCACAACCAUCUGUACUGCGAACCACCGCUGGUGGCACCACGGCCAUUAGACGCCAGCUCAUCCUUGCCAGAGUUUGUGGUACAGAUGGGAAAACUCAGCUUUAAUCUGGGACAAGUGAAAUAUGACGUAGAGGGACAGUCCAGUUUCCCAAAGGAAGCCAAAAUAGGGCUGGCAGUGGGAGGUGCUCUGCUCAUCCCCGUGGUCCUAAUAAUCAUCUUUAUGUACAGGAGACAGAGCAAGCUGGCCAUGAGAGACUACAAGAAGGUCCUGGUUCAGUUGGAGAACCUGGAGACCAGUGUGGGCGACCAGUGCAGGAAGGAGUUUACAGACUUAAUGACAGAAAUGAUGGAUCUUACCAGUGACCUCGAGGGCUCAGGAAUUCCCUACUUGGACUACACAACUUAUGUAGAAAGGAUCUUCUUCCCUGGUCACACCAGCUCCCCCCUCAGGAAGAGCUUGGAUGUGCCGGAGAGCAAAAGAAGCACUGUGGAGCAGGGGCUCACCCAGUUGUCAAACCUUCUCAAUAAUAAGCUUUUUCUUACUAAGCUAGUUGAGACAUUGGACUCCCAGCCCACACUGUCUCAGCGUGACCGCUGCCAUACGGCAUCACUGCUCACAGUGGCUCUUCAUGGUAAACUGGAGUAUCUGACUGAUGUUAUGAAGACCCUGUUGGCUAACCUGAUACAGCAAUGUGUAGCUAAGAACCCCAAACUUCUGCUCCGCAGGACUGAGACCAUAGUAGAGAAACUGCUAACCAACUGGAUGGCCAUCUGCUUACAUUCGUUUUUGAGGGAAGCAGCAGCAGAGCCCCUCUAUAUGCUGUUUUGUGCCAUUAAGUACCAGGUGGAUAAGGGUCCGGUGGAUGCUGUGACCGGGAAGGCGAAGCGCACGCUUAAUGACGGGCGUCUGUUGCGGGAAGACAUUGAAUACAAGCAGAUGACUCUCACUGUCAUGGUGAAGAGUGGGGGUGAGAUACAGCGUGUUCCCGUGAAAGUGCUCGACACGGAUACCAUCACACAGGUCAAAGGGAAGAUUCUCAACCAUGUGUACAAAGGGACCCCCUUCUCACAACGGCCCCAGGCACACACGUUAGACCUGGAAUGGCGCUCUGGGAAUGCCGGCCAUUUGACUCUGUCAGAUGAAGACCUUACUUCAUUGACCCAAGACCAAUGGAAGAGGUUGAAUACUCUGCACCAUUAUAAGGUUCCAGAUGGUGCAACUGUGGCUCUGAUCCCUCGCUUACACAACAAUCAGUGUGAGACCCCAAACAACAGCUUUUUUGGAGGCGAGAAGACCCCUAUGCUGGAAGACGGCGAGGAAGGUGAAAUUAAGAAAUGGCACCUGGUGAAGUCUCUAGAAGAACCUGAAGUUUGCAAGAACAGGAGGAGCAGUUUGAGGGAAAGAGAACGUGCAAAGGCAAUUCCUGAGAUCUAUUUAACCCGCUUGCUGUCAAUGAAGGGCACUCUGCAGAAGUUUGUCGAUGACACCUUCCAGGUAAUGUUGGGGGUGAACCGUCCUGUACCCAUUUCAAUCAAAUAUUUCUUUGACUUUCUGGAUGAAAUGGCCGAGAAGCAUGAGAUUCAGGAUGAGGAGACUAUCCACAUCUGGAAGACACACAGCCUAAUGCAGAGGUUCUGGGUACUGGUGCUGAAGCAUCCUCAGAUGGUGUUUGACGUUGAGGUAUCGGAGAACGUGGAUUCGAUCCUGUCUGUCAUUGCCCAGACAUUCAUUGAUUCUUGUACUAUCUCGGAGCACAAAGUGGGACGGGACUCGCCAGUCAACAAAUUGUUGUAUGCUCGGGAAAUCCCACGGUACAAACAGCUGGUGGAGAAGUACUAUAGUGACAUCAAACAGGCUACCCCUGCCAGCUACCAGGAAAUGAAUUCUGCCCUUACAGAACUGUCAGGGAUUCAUUCUACUCAGUUCAGUCCUCUGCUUGCCUUACAUGAGCUGUACAAUUAUAUUAUCAAGUACUACGACCAGAUCAGCGCUGCUCUAGAAGCGGAUCCCAACGGUCAGAAAAUGCAGCUGGCCUCUCGCUUGCAACAGAUCUCUUCGUUAGUAGAACUGAAAGUGACAGAUCUUUAAUUACCCCGCUCAAUAUAGAGGCAGUUGGCAUUCACUCCCGCUGUUCUUCUGUGAAAAUACAACUAAGGACUUAUUGAUGAUCAUGGGCGUAGUUUAAAGGGAUAUACAAAUUGAUGAGCCAGAUCUCCAGCUCCCUGCGCUCUCUUGGGAGAACACUGUGCUAUAGGUAGGAUACCCAGUUCUACGCUACUCCAUGCUUUACCUAAAAUCAUUUGACUCUAAGCAGCCAGACAGUGCACUGUCUACCUCGGUGAAACUGUGUAAGUGCCUUAAUAUAACCGAUGAUCUGGUUCUUCCGGGGGUGUCCUUGGUGUCUCCAAAAAUGUCCUCCCAGUGUAGAGUUUCUCUACAGACUAGCCACCCCAUGACAGGCCAUAUAUUCUAUUUUUGUGCUGUUUUGUGUUCUGUUGUGAAUACUUGUGUGGAAAGAUGCGUAACAGUAAUGUCUGGGGAUUAAAAACAAUGUUUUGGGUUCCCAAAUCUUUUGUGAACUAAAAAGUGAUCUGUAGGACUUUCCUCCUUCAGAUCCAUCAGACCUGCAUUCCACAUUUUAGAUGGAAGUCUUUCUCCUCUCUUGGUUCCCAUAAGAAAAUAGAGCAAUAUUAACU